UGUUAUUGAAACCGAUGGCCCGGCUACCCCGUUUUUCCAAGAGCGGCCAUGAUCGAGGCGCCUCACGAAGGAUUUCCUUCGUUGAUAAGCUGUGGCAACCCAUACAUCCUGCGGUUGUUUACGUAUCGAUACGACUACGCUGAUUCAGAGGUCUCUGCAGUUUCGCAAUUCGUCGCAUACAUUCAUCCAUCAUAACAAUGGUUCCGAUUGCGGACCGACCACGGAGUCCGCAACAGUGACGUAAUGCGCAUGUAUUGUUCAUCGGAAAAUAUCUGAUUGGUGCCACCUGAGGGAAAACGCCAACCGUAAAUAACACCUAUACCGCCUCCGCUGAAAAAGGCAGCAGCCACAUUUUAACUUGGCAUGCUCUGAAGCACAACGUUGGACGGUGGUUCAGUGUGGUUGUUACUGGAAGUUGUCAAACAAGGCAUUUUGUGCGUUCGGACUGAGAAGUCAUGUCGAUGAACACGUUUCGCCUGGCCCUGCUCCAGCUCGCGGUGACAACCAACAAGGCGAAAAACCUGGAGAGAACAAGUAAGAUGAUCAGGGAGGCGGCUUCUGCGGGAGCGAAGAUGAUCUGCCUUCCAGAAUGUUUCAACUUCCCGUACGAUCCGAAGGUCUUUCGGAAGUAUGCCGAGGAUAUUCCCGGAAUGUCCAGCGAGAUAUUGUCAAGGUGCGCCAAAGAAAACCGGGUCUAUCUCGUCGGUGGCACGUUGUCAGAGCGUGACAAUGGCAAGUGCUACAACACCUGCUUGGUGUACGGACCGGACGGUUCGAUGCUGGCCAAGCAUCGCAAGGUUCACCUCUUCGACGUCAACAUCCCGGGCAAACUCAUCUUCAGUGAAUCAGACUUCUUAGCGCCGGGUGAUGGACUGACCACUUUCGACACCCCGUUCUGCAAAGUGGGUCUCGGCGUCUGCUACGAUAUUGGGUUCGCGCCCUUUGCUGAGGUGUACGCGCAACUUGGUUGCAAGUUGCUGGUGUUCCCGGGAGCCUUCAACAUGAUUACAGGUCCGCAACAUUGGGAACUGCUUUGGAGGUGUAGGGCGUUUGACAACCAGGUUUACGUGGCCUCGGUAUCACCCGCGAGGGAUGAAACAGCAAGCUACAUUACUUGGGGCCACAGCAUGUUUGUGGAUCCUUCAGGCAAGGUGGUCAAGUCAGCUGGGUUUGGUGAAGAGCUCAUUUUAGCUGAAUUAGACCUGGAUUAUCUGGCCUCGGCGAGGGACCAGAUGCCUAAGAUUAACCACAAGAGAACUGAUUUGUACAAAGUAGUGAGUUGUAAAGACGUGGGCUCUAACGUGGCGGCUUCGUAAAGACGGAUCUAGCCCACGGCGUCUGCAAGCCGCUUCUCUCUAGCAUUUGCCCUGCGUGACGAAUCCAAUGUAAGUAAUCUUGUGAUAAUCACAGAUUUUUGCUUUAAAGACAAAUUUCGGAUGUCAUGUACUCGUUUUUGUUCUGCCCGUGGUCAAAGGGUCAUGUCGUGAGAACAGACGUGUCUGAGAACACAUAUGUUCGUGUUUUAAAUAUUUUUUAGCUCAUUCGUAGUGCACAAUUUGCUGUCACACACCAAUAAAUUGACCGUAACACUUGA
Ixodes scapularis (black-legged tick) is the source of this 1594-nucleotide messenger RNA. Its product is annotated as omega-amidase NIT2-like. The transcript has a single exon. The record is from RefSeq and is a predicted model, not a curated record. Bases 456 to 1316 code for a protein of 286 amino acids. Gene Ontology annotation, cellular component: mitochondrion. Gene Ontology annotation, biological process: oxaloacetate metabolic process; L-glutamine metabolic process. Gene Ontology annotation, molecular function: omega-amidase activity. NCBI's taxonomy places the organism in Eukaryota, Metazoa, Arthropoda, Arachnida, Ixodida, Ixodidae.